AGGUUUAUGCUUUAUGUAAUAAAGCCAGAAUUCUACGUCUUGACAAGAUUAUAGUUGGCAACAUUGGAAAUAACCUCAAAACAAAAUAAAAAAAAAUCAGACAUCGUUUCGUUCGUUCAUUUUAUUUUCAGAAAAUUGAAAGAAAAUGUAUUAUUGAAAUUUUGUUUUGUUUUUUGAAAAAAAGUGAUCAUAAAAAUUAAAGCAUGGUUUCAGUACUUAUUAAUGCUGUCAAAAGGCUGCAUAUAUCUAUUGUUCCUCAAGUUCGUGUUUAUUCUUCAAAUGUUACCUCACCUGCAUCCACAAAUUCUCUAAAUGUUGUUCAGAAAGAAUGGAAGUACGCUCCUCUUUAUACGAAGCCCCGAGAAGUAUGGAUUGAAAAUCUUGACUCGAUUGAAGAAAAAAAGUUAGGACUAUUUGAAUUACAUCCCGAUGUAUACGCAGCAGUACCGAGGAUAGACAUAAUACAUAAUAAUGUUGUUUGGCAAAAGAAGUACAGAUGGGUAUCAUGGGCACAUACAAAAACUAGAGCUGAAGUAAGAGGCGGUGGUAGAAAGCCUUGGCCUCAGAAAGGUUUAGGUCGAGCCAGACAUGGUUCCAUAAGGUCACCAUUAUGGCGUGGGGGUGGUAUAGCACAUGGACCACGAUCAGGAAAAACCCACUUCUUCAUGUUACCAUUUCCACUAAGAAUACAAGGUCUUACAUCGACAUUAUCAGCAAAGCUAGCUCAAGAUGAUUUACAUGUUGUGAAAGAUCUAGAAUUGCCUUCGGAGGAACCAGAAUACUUGGAAGAGCUAAUAAAGGAAAGAAAUUGGGGACCAUCAGUUUUAUUGGUUGAUGAUACGGAUUAUGCUCCCCGCAAUAUAACAGUUGCCACCGAUGGCCUACCUCAUGUCAAUAUUAUGCCUGUAUAUGGACUAAAUGUUUACUCUAUGUUGAAACAUGACACACUGGUCUUGACAAUGUCUGCUGCAGAAAGAAUUGAAGAAAGGAUCCUGCACCAUCUCCAUUCCUUUACACAUGAUAAAGAAGCAAAGUUCAAACUUGAUCAAGUAUGAUAAAUACAUUUUUUGCCCUUCUUGUGUUAUCUUUCCUUUGUAUUUUCUUGUGUUAUACCUGUGUGAUAUUAUAAGUACUUGCAAUAUUUGUUUAUUUAGUAUACAUAACUUCAGAAUAAGGACAUAAGGAAAUAAACAUUAAAAAGUAA
Molecule: messenger RNA, 1204 nt
Organism: Amyelois transitella
Lineage: Eukaryota; Metazoa; Arthropoda; Insecta; Lepidoptera; Pyralidae
Gene: mRpL4
Product: large ribosomal subunit protein uL4m
Exons: 2
Coding region: 204-1055 (283 amino acids)
Biological process (GO): translation
Cellular component (GO): ribosome
Molecular function (GO): structural constituent of ribosome
Source: RefSeq, a predicted model, not a curated record